This is a messenger RNA of Tigriopus californicus, 1418 nucleotides long. RefSeq lists its product as uncharacterized. The coding region runs from base 5 to 1168 and encodes 387 amino acids. The record is from RefSeq and is a predicted model, not a curated record. The transcript is spliced from 15 exons. NCBI's taxonomy places the organism in Eukaryota, Metazoa, Arthropoda, Copepoda, Harpacticoida, Harpacticidae.
AACCAUGCUGCUGAAGGGAUCCCUGGUCGCCAUACUUCAUCUUCUGCUUCACACUUUGUUCAGUUUUGAGCUAGUUCAAGGUUCAGUUCAAAACAAAAGUGUUCACCAAUCAAACUCUCAUCGACAAAAGAGGCUUUUCAGUCUCUUCAAUAUUGUUCAGUUCCAGAACGGUCCAUGCACAACUACUUCAAAUGCCGACACAACUGGAACAUGUUUGAGCACUCAAGAAUGCAACGCUCAAGGCGGAACGAUGGAUGGAAAUUGCGCUUCAGGGUUCGGCGUUUGUUGCGUUUUCAUUGUGACCGGAUGCAAUGGAGUUGUCAACCAAAAUUGCACAAUGGUUCGGAACAUGGGAUUUCCGGCAGCAGACCCCAACAACGGCCGGACUUGUUCAAUUUCCAUAAAUCGGUUAUCGCAAGAUAUCUGCCAAAUCAGAUUGGAUUUUCAGUCAAGAACUGUCAUACCACUGGGAGCUGGACAAGGUGUUUGUGGUGGAAUUGGAGACACUUUGAAUGUGAUAAGUCCUCAUUCUGGAUCCCAAAGUGCCUUCCCUCCGACGAUUUGUGGCACUCUCACCGGACAACACAUGUAUUUUGAGAGCGGAAGAUCAGGCAUUUUGGCCGGCCAAAUAAAUAUCGUUCAAGGUACCGGAGUCAAUAGUGACAGACGCUACAACAUUAAAGUAUCCUACAUAGAGUGCACCAGUAUUGUUCGGGCGCCAAGUGGUUGUACACAAUACUUCAUUGGCUUGGCGGGAACCAUCAUGUCCUAUAACUUCCCAGGCGGACAAAUACUUGUGGACCAACUCUACACCAAUUGCAUCCGUCAAAACGAAGGUUAUUGCUCAGUCCGAUAUGCAGAGUCGCCGAUUACAACACCUGACCCAUUUGAUUUGACGGCAGACGUGAGAGUUAGGAUUGCUUGCGAUAGCGUGAAUCAAAUUUCUAUUCCAAGUUCCAUUUUGGUGCCAGAGGAAGGAGGCAAUAUUCGUAUUGCACCAUCCGUGAGAUGCGGCACGAUUUUUGGAGGACUCGCUCGAUCUACAAUCCCUUCAACCCUGACUUCUGAAAGGGGAGUGCCUUUCGUAGUUAACGUUCGCACCAGACCCGCCUUCACAAACAACGCAUUUUCCGGUUUCAGCUUGGACUACACCCAGAUUCCGUGUUAAUCUGAACUUACUUAUGAGCAAACUUUUAAAUGCUAACCACACCCACAGAAAAUGAACCAAUCUGAUUUGGAACCGGCAAUGCCCGUUGGAAAAAAGGACGAUGUGAUGGCAUGGCUCGACCCUCCGACUCUAUCUAGCAAUGACCAAUAUUAAAAUAAUAAUCUUCCAAAUAAUGUCUGCUUUGGUAUUCAAAGCUCUAAACAACAACAAUAAUCAUUUUACAAUGUCAGGACUCAAUAAUAAAUGCCGA